CCGUCUUGUGCUGUGUGUCACGCACUUUUGCUGUGUCGCUGCUUCUGAAAAUCCUUGAAGCUUCAUUUCGUUGCAAAUUGAGAAGGGAGCUCCCCCUUACGGACGGAGGAAUCGAAGGGGUCGAAAAGCACCCUUCGUGGCCUUGAGACGCAGUUGGUCCUGCUGCAUGUUGCGCCAGAUUGUGCAUGCCCGGUUAGAUUUGGCACGCCGGUGAAUUGUUUUCUUCCCGAACUGCUCCUACGUCUUUUCAUGUUUCUUACCUCUACUCUUCUUGUCCUGACACGCUGCGCUGUACCGCUGUCCCGUUGAUUUGUAGGUACCGAGCCGAGUUUCGGUACGUUUGUAGAAGCAGAGUGGAUGAUGUGAGGGCCAAGUGCUAAGUCUGAAUAAUCCGGUCGUGGUGAAUUGUGUCUGUUGUGGGAGUCGUGGAGGGGAAAGGAGUACGUAUGCAUACGCAGCGUGUAUAGGGUUUAGGUUUUAUCCGGAUUCCGUGACCGUGUUGAAAAGUUGACGGUGUAUUUGCUUUCAUUGUUGUUGUUUUUGUUUUUGUUUUGUUUUCUCUGGAGUUGGAGGUGGAGGUGGAGAGUUUUUGUGAUGUCGAUGUAGUUACAGAGGAAUUUUUUUUCAGUGGGGUGUGGUGUAUUCGAAUUGGCGCCUUGUUCUUUCGAGACAGAAUAUGAUUGUGUGGCUUUUUGCAGUUCUACUUGUUGAGGCCCUGUUCUGCAUCGGCGGCGGAAGUCGUUUGGACGGGAUAAAGAGGGGGAGGUAAGGUACAAUGGGAGACCGACACUCUACUUCCACAGCCGAUAUUCGCUUUUUUGGAAUUAGGUUUUUACGUGGAGCGUGGAGAAGCUAUGGAACUAGAAUGCGUGGAGCUGGAGGGAGCGUAAAUAAUGAACCUUAUAGACAUGUUGAUGGGAGGAAGGGAACGAGGGAUAGAAGGAUACGCUGAGGGAUGAGGGAAGGGAUGCAUUAAUGGCCUGCCGGGAGAGGGGAUGGGUAUGAUGAAUCCGUGUCCAAUGCACGAGAGUGAGAGACAGUGGGAUAUUUGGCAUGUCUAAGUCGUGCAUAGCUGUGGAGCUUUCCGGAGCUAAGGAGGGAGCGGUGGAGCUUGAGGGGCUUCGCUUGGACCAAAGAUGUCUCUCUUGUCUUACCCUCUCUGAGUUAGGAGAGUAACCCAUCGAAACCAGCACGAUGAGCAGCCGUGCGAGUCGUACGAUUUAUGUUGGAAACCUUCCCGGUGAUGUGAGGGAGCGAGAAAUUGAAGAUCUAUUUUACAAGUAUGGACGAAUUGUGGACAUUGACCUGAAAUUACCCCCCCGCCCACCUGGUUAUUGUUUUAUUGAGUUCGAAGACGGAAGGGAUGCGGAAGAUGCUAUUCGUGGACGGGAUGGGUACAACUUUGAUGGGAAUCGAUUGCGAGUUGAAAUUGCCCAUGGUGGUCGUGGGCCUCCGCCAGCAGUGGAUCGGUAUAGCAUCUAUAGUAGUGGUGGAAGGGGUGGAGGUGGAAGCGCCGCAGAUUGUGGUGGUCGUGCAGGAGGGGUUUCUCGCCGGUCCGAAUAUAGAGUAACGGUGACCGGAUUACCAUCGUCUGCCUCGUGGCAAGAUUUGAAGGAUCACAUGCGUAGGGCUGGUGAUGUGUGCUUUGCACAAGUUUUUCGUGAUGGCACUUCGGGAACAAUGGGCAUCGUGGACUUCACGAAUUAUGAUGAUAUGAAAUACGCUAUCCGGAAGUUGGAUGACUCAGAAUUUCGGAACCCAUUUUCUCGGUCUUUCAUUCGGGUAAAAGAGGACAAGGGUUAUGGGUCUUCUCGGAGGAGUGUUACUCGAAGCCGUUCACGUAGCCGCAGCCGCUCUCGCAGCAAGUCUCCGCGUAACCGAUCUCCACGGUCGCGAUCUCGUUCACCACGCUCCCCAACUCCUCUGUCCGCCCGGUCGCGGUCGCGGUCGCGGUCACGGUCGGGGUCACGGUCACGGUCGCGGUCACGGUCACGGUCUCCUUCGCGAUCUCGUUCCCGUUCUCGUUCGCUCUCUGUGCGAUCACUUUCAAAGGAUCACCUUGGAAGAAAGGUAGCCGGAGCCCCCGCUUAAGCCGGUCUAAAUCUCCAGUGAAAAUGGCGAAUGGAAGAAGAAGCUCCAGUGAGGAAAAAAACGGUAGUAUGAGUCCCAAGGGAGAUAAUGAGGUAAUUACAGGCAUUUAGUGUCCUCGUUAUGCGUAUUUUCUAAUUCCUUAACCUUGCUCCUGCCUGUUUUUGGAUAUAGAAACAAGUGAAAACUAUGAUUAUUACUAGAGCCUGUCAAAGGUCAUUGCAUUGUAUUUCACCUGACAUUGAUUGCGGACUGGUUUUCAGGAUCGGUCUUUUGAACGCAGUAUUUCUCCUGUAUCCGAGAAUGGUAAAGAUUAAAACUAAAAUCUCGCUAAUUUCAUCAAGUGUAGUUUUGCCGUGUUAACAAAUUAACCCAGAAAUCAGUCUUCCCCAGCGUCCGCAAUUGUACUGAAAAUCUAUCUCCACCCAAUCGUACGUUUGUCUUCGUAUGCUGAUUCCGUUGCAUUGAUAUCUAGAUUUAUUACUCUAAGACGGAAGCCUUGCUUUAUCUGUAGUUUGAGUUUCUAGCAUGUGCAGCAGUUGUUUCGUGGUCAGUUCACACGUACACAAAGGAGUCGUUUGUGUAAAUUGACGAUUUCAUCGUCUACUUAAUUUAAGUUUUGAUGUCAGUUAUUCAUGUGUCAA
Molecule: messenger RNA, 2732 nt
Organism: Physcomitrium patens
Lineage: Eukaryota; Viridiplantae; Streptophyta; Bryopsida; Funariales; Funariaceae
Source: RefSeq, a predicted model, not a curated record